This is a messenger RNA of Penicillium oxalicum, 390 nucleotides long. RefSeq lists its product as uncharacterized. The record is from RefSeq and is a predicted model, not a curated record. Bases 1 to 390 code for a protein of 129 amino acids. The transcript has a single exon. NCBI's taxonomy places the organism in Eukaryota, Fungi, Ascomycota, Eurotiomycetes, Eurotiales, Aspergillaceae.
AUGCACAAAAGUGCGGAUCAUCUUCCAGAUCAACCAAUCAAGGUCCAUGUAACACCCUCACUCAGCCAGGAUGCAGCUUGGCGUCUUGGCACGAAUCCCAAACCCAAAAAUUACCGUCCUGGUCGUGGAAGAUGGAGCAAGGAAGCGGCCAAGGGCAGCAGUGUCGCACCCAUCCGACUGUCCGCAGACCGAGUAUGGUACUGUUCACAUGCCGUGCCAGCUCCACGCAUCCAUCGUCCGAAUUGCCGAACUGUGCGUAACUUGGUCUUGUACAGUACACCAGGUAGGACGGGAGUGGUAACCGCGGUACGUCCGUCAGAUACCUCGCAGACCCAUGCGACCGGCCCCGACUCCGUCUCCUUCGACGAUGUCGCAGUCGGUCCAUCUUGA